Molecule: messenger RNA, 3876 nt
Organism: Callorhinchus milii (elephant shark)
Lineage: Eukaryota; Metazoa; Chordata; Chondrichthyes; Chimaeriformes; Callorhinchidae
Gene: slc8a1b
Product: solute carrier family 8 member 1b
Exons: 11
Coding region: 106-3216 (1036 amino acids)
Biological process (GO): calcium ion import across plasma membrane; cell communication; sodium ion transmembrane transport
Cellular component (GO): postsynapse; sarcolemma; axon
Molecular function (GO): calcium:sodium antiporter activity
Source: RefSeq, a predicted model, not a curated record
AAUUUAGAGAAGGGAUCAUAUGCAGUCUUUUCCUAUUAAGCUCCAGACAGCUACAGGGACUCUUCUGAGAUUAGACAAGAGCCUGGAAGUCUAUCAACUGCCAACAUGGGGAGACAGUGGAACCUCUCGCCUUGUGCGUGCAUCGUGAAUCUUGGGAUUACCCUGGUGAUCCUUCUGUCCUGCAUUCAACAAGUAGAAACGGCGAAAAACAAGGAGUCCUCGGAUGGAAACACGACCAACAACUGCGUGGGCUCGUACACGUGCUCGGCGGGAGUGAUACUGCCCAUCUGGUACCCUCAGGACCCUUCAUUCGGCGACAAGGUGGCCCGAGCCAUCGUCUACUUCGUUGCAAUGAUCUACAUGUUCCUGGGCGUCUCCAUUGUCGCCGACCGCUUCAUGUCGUCCAUCGAGGUCAUCACCUCGCAGGAGAGGGAGAUCACCAUCAAGAAGCCCAACGGCGAGACCACCACCACCACGGUGCGCAUCUGGAACGAGACCGUCUCCAAUCUGACGCUCAUGGCGCUGGGAUCGUCGGCGCCCGAGAUCCUGCUGUCGGUGAUCGAGGUGUGCGGCCACGGCUUCGUGGCGGGCGAACUGGGGCCCAGCACCAUCGUCGGCAGCGCCGCCUUCAACAUGUUCGUGAUCAUCGCCAUCUGCGUGAACGUGGUGCCGGACGGCGAGGUGCGGCGCAUCAAGCACCUGCGGGUCUUCUUCGUCACGGCCACCUGGAGCAUCUUCGCCUACACCUGGCUGUACCUGAUCCUGGCCGUCAUGUCGCCGGGGGUGGUGGAGGUGUGGGAGAGCCUGGUCACCUUCCUCUUCUUCCCUGUCUGCGUGCUCUUCGCCUGGGUGGCCGACCGCCGCCUCCUCUUCUACAAGUACAUGUACAAGCGCUAUCGCACCGGCAAGCAGCGCUCCAUCAUCAUCGAGAGCGAGGCCGAGAGGCCGCCGAACAUGGCGCACUCGGCCGCCGCCGCCAAGGUGGACAUCGAGAUGGACGGCAAGGUGGUGGUCAACUGCCACGAGGGCGGCGGCCGAGGAGGAGGAGGAGGAGGAGGCGAGGCGGCAGAGGGAGGCCAGGCCGCGGACGGGGUUAACGUCGUCGCCGCCGCGGUGGACGAGAAAGAUCGUCAGGACGAGGAGUCGAGGCGGGAGAUGGCGCGCAUCCUGAAGGAGCUGAAGCAGAAGCACCCGGACAAGGAGAUGGAGCAGCUGAUCGAGUUGGCCAACUACCAGAGGCUGAGCCAGCAGACCAAGAGCAGGGCCUUCUACCGCAUCCAGGCCAUCCGCCUCAUGACCGGCGCCGGCAAUAUCCUCAAGCGCCACGCCGCCGACCAGGCGAGGAAAGCCGUCUCCACCCAGGAGGUGAGCGGCUGCCCGGUGGACGACGGCCCCGUCAGCAAGAUCUACUUCGAGCCCGCCAUCUACCAGUGCCUGGAGAACUGCGGCUCCAUCGCGCUCACCGUGGUGCGCCGCGGGGGCGACCUCACCAACAUCGUGUCCGUCGACUUCAGGACGGAGGACGGCACGGCCAACGCCGGCUCCGACUAUGAGUUCACCGAGGGCACGGUGGUGUUCAAGCCCGGCGAGACGCACAAGGAGCUGGCGGUGGGGAUUAUAGACGACGACAUCUUCGAGGAGGACGAGAACUUCUGCGUCCACCUGAGCAACGCGCGCCUCGGCGAAGGACAGGCGGCGGUUGGGACCGGCGCCUCGUGCGCAGGCGCGCAGGCGGGGGUCGCCCAGGACGGAGCAUCCGACACGAGCCCCGGCGCAGCCGCAGCAGCGGCAGCAGCGGCGGGAGGGGCCGAGGCCGCCGCGGAGACCAAUCACGUGACCGAGCUCGUGGCGCUGGGCUCGCCGGCCACCGCCAACGUCACCAUCUUCGACGACGACCACGCGGGCAUCUUCACGUUCGAGGAGAAGGCGGCGCACGUGAGCGAGAGCGUGGGGGUCAUGGAGGUCAAGGUGCUGAGGAUGUCCGGGGCGAGGGGCGCCGUGGUGCUGCCCUACCGCACGGUGGAGGGCAGUGCGCACGGCUCCGGAGUGGACUUCGAGGACACCUACGGGGAGUUGGAGUUUCAAAACGACGAGAUUGUCAAGACAAUAGAAAUCAAAAUAAUUGAUGAUGAGGAGUAUGAAAAAAACAAGAACUUCUUCAUUGAGAUUGGGGAGCCACGCUUGGUGGAGAUGAGUGAGAAGAAAGCCUUGUUGUUGAAUGAGCUAGGAGGCUUCACAAAGACAGGAAAAUGCUUCAGUGGCCACGCUAUCUACAGGAAGGUUCAUUUUAGGGACAAUCCAGUCCCAUCUACUGUCAUCUGCUUUGCAGAUGAUACUGAAAAAAAUGAGCAUCCCCUAACAAACAAAGAGGAGGAAGAAAAACGAAUAGCUGAUAUGGGCCGCCCUGUCCUUGGGGAACAUACAAAGCUGGAAAUCAUAAUUGAGGAGUCCUAUGAAUUUAAGAAUACCGUGGACAAACUGAUCAAGAAGACAAACUUAGCACUGGUUGUGGGCACUAACUCUUGGAGGGAACAAUUUAUUGAAGCAAUCACUGUGAGUUCUGGAGAAGAUGAUGAGGACGAUGAAUGUGCUGAGGAGAAACUGCCAUCGUGCUUUGACUAUGUGAUGCACUUUCUGACAGUCUUCUGGAAAGUUUUUUUUGCUUUUGUACCUCCUACGGAUUAUUGGAAUGGCUGGGCCUGCUUUGUAGUAUCCAUUCUAAUGAUUGGUUUCCUAACUGCUUUCAUUGGUGACUUGGCUUCCCAUUUUGGCUGUACCAUUGGACUGAAGGACUCUGUCACUGCCGUGGUGUUCGUCGCCUUGGGAACCUCUGUUCCAGAUACCUUCGCCAGCAAAGUAGCUGCAAUUCAAGACCAGUAUGCUGACGCAUCAAUCGGUAAUGUGACCGGAAGCAAUGCUGUGAAUAUUUUCUUAGGAAUUGGUGUGGCUUGGACAGUUGCGGCAGUUUAUUGGAGUGCACAGGGAAAAGAUUUUGAGGUGCAGCCGGGCACACUGGCAUUCUCUGUCACUCUCUACACCAUAUUUGCUUUUAUAUCCUGUGGUGUGUUACUGUAUCGAAGGAGGCCAGAAAUUGGCGGAGAAUUGGGUGGACCACGGACUGCCAAGCGUCUAACCUCAUCACUGUUUGUUCUGCUUUGGUUAUUAUAUAUUCUUUUCUCAUCUCUGGAGGCCUAUUGCUACAUAAAAGGCUUCUAAUAAUCAACAGCAUAUGAACAGAAUGGACGUUUAGUAUUUUACGCACCUGCUGAUGGAAUGCAAACCUCUGGGAGCAUUCCUUUUACUAAGUAGGAGUGGAUCUCACAGUGCUCCAUCUGCAGGGGCAUCACACAACAUGAGAAAUGAAUGUAGUAGAGCUCAUUCUGCUGCUGUACAGAUAAAUAUACCUUACAGGAAAAUAUUUUUUAUCAAGUAUAAAGAAGCUUUAAAAGAGCCUAAAAUUAUAUUUAAGGCCCUUUUAGCCCCAGUAGCACGCCCUCAUUCAUUCAUUUAUUCAUAGCAUGAUGCCCCUGUAGUAAUAUAACUGUUUGAGAUCAAAAUUGCUUAAUACACAAGAAAAUAACUCAUCCCGUUAUUUUGUUUUGUUUUUCGAUCUGCGUGCUCUACUCUUCAUUUUAACAUAAUGUUUGCUGACAACUGCCGAUUAAAAUUCAGUGUUGUCAACAUUUUCAAGUUUUUUGGGUUUAAUUUAAUUUGGGUUCCUUAGUAAUCUUCACAGGAUAUGUGUAAUUGCUAGACGUUGACCCAUACAUCGUGUCAUUGUUAUUUUGUAAAAUGGUGUUAAAUGUGAUACUGGUAAUGCUGUGCAUGGUUAGAACAUUUGUCCUGUACGUAAUAUAAAUAUGUCAUCGAUCUCAA